AACUUUGUCUUGUCUACACACAAGUUUUUGGCUCUCUUUCUCUCUCCGUCUCUGGUCCUUAUUAUCUCCUCUCUACUUUGCUACUGAAUCUGCCAUGAGUUCUUUGCUUUAAUUCAAAGUUGCCGCAACCGAAAGAGAAUUAAAGACAGAACCAUGAGUCGAACAAUGGAGGAGUAUCAUCAGUCUAAUGAGAGUGAAGACAACAAAGGAAGUUGGAUUUGGAGUAAGGCGGUAAGCGUUGGGAAGAAGGUUCUGACAGCUGGUGUUGUAGUGUCUUCAGCUCCACUUCUUGUUCCUUCACUUUUUGUCGCCUCUACCAUCGCCUUCCUCUCCUCUGUUCCUUUUUGUCUCUUCUUGGCUAACUAUGCUUGUACUCAAAAAGUAAUGAGUAGUCUUCUUCCUGAUACUGAAGAAACUGGUGGAGUUGACAAGGAUGAUGAAUCUGGAUUUGAUGAGUACAGCAAGAUUGGUCACCGUGAAGGCCGCCCUGCCGGAGCUGGUGAGGCUGCACUUUUCAUGGCUGCAGAUGAAUCGAUUCCCAUUGGGGUUGAGGAAGAUGAGGAGAUGGAGAAAGAGUCAACGAGUUUGCUAGAGAAAAUUAGGGAUGAGGGUAGAACUGAUAAAGAAACCUCUGAGAAAGAUUUACAAGAAGAUAAAAAGUCCGGAAAUGCCAAGUCUGAGGAGGUUCAAGACCAGCCUGAAAAAUCUGAGACUGGACGUGAAGGGGAACUUGGGGCCACAAAAACUGAAACUUCUACGGGCAAGGAUGAUGAGGAAACAUCUUCCAAUGAGCCGAUAGACCAAGCUAGUGGGGCACAUGGAACAGGGGAAGAGAAACGAAAAAACACAACUAAGAAAAAGAAGAAAACCGGGCGAGCAGGUGUAUAGUGAAGUUCAAAUAUGGGAGAAGAUGGAGGCGUUGAGGAAGGUGGUCGGAUACAGUGUUACACGGAGUGCCUCAUAUGCAGAGGAGCUUCAAGCUCUCUAUGUCUUCACUGGCGUGGUGGAGCCUCGUCGCUCAAGUUUAAACCAGUUGGACACUCAUGAUAUUGCACAUGUUAGUCUUAGACUUCGCUUCCUCAUGUCUGCUAUCGGAAUAAUCUAGUUUGAUGGUGUGUUUGUGUAGUAGGUUCAGGACUCAUAAAGUCUCAAACAAGUGGUGUACUAAAUCUCAACUUUGUAUGUACUUUUGUUGCGACUUUUCGGAUCUACUUUUCUUAGUUUUGAAUGUU
Messenger RNA from Camelina sativa (false flax), 1232 nucleotides. RefSeq lists its product as uncharacterized. The record is from RefSeq and is a predicted model, not a curated record. NCBI's taxonomy places the organism in Eukaryota, Viridiplantae, Streptophyta, Magnoliopsida, Brassicales, Brassicaceae.